AUGCAUAUCAUCUUGAGGGCUCUCUUUCUUUAUCUUCUUGCGUUAUCACGGUCCUGCGUAGGGUUUACUUUCACAUUACCACCAUCCCCUGUCUUUGUUGGCAAUGUCACAGACUUUCGGUGGAAUUGGAAUAGCUCAGACUUCCAUCAUAGUCUCUCAGGGGUGUUUAUGGCGUAUCUCGUUGUACGUCCACAAGAUUUUCAAUGUCCCCUUCGGCUGGAUGAUCCUGGAUUGGGGAUCGACACAAUAUCCAAGCUUUUCAAGACCUUUGCUACAGCCAGAAAUCCGAUUAAUGACACUGAAACAUCGGGAAACCUCAUUUUGACUCCAGAAAAUAUAGGACCACAUUUCAUCUGUUCUUAUGGAAAUGUCUCGACGAAUGAUGACGGCAACUUCUCCCCCGGAACACAACAGGACGGACUGAUCGAUCUCAAGGCCUUCUUUGGUUCUUUGGUAUUCCUUGGUCAGUCAAACACAUUCAAUGUCACUGCAGGAACGGAUCCUACAACUUCAACCUCUUCAACCUCCAACGCCGCUUCUCUGUCAACCUCCAACACCGCUUCUCCGUCAACCUCCAACGCCACUUCUCCGUCACCAAACACCGUGAGUGACGGGGACCGAAGUCAUGCCAAUGAUGGUCAUGAUAACGCCCCGGACAUUGCACCAAUUGUGGGAGGUGUUGUCGGAGGCAUCGCUCUUCUCUGUCUCAUCCUUUUCCUAUUUUGGCUCAAAAUCCAGCGCAAACUCAAACAGUUUCGCAAAAGCGGUAGCGGUUCCACAUUCAGUACGUAUUCAGAUCGUCCGGUUCUGCAUACUAUCACACCAUACGACGUGGGUCCUAUGGAGGCCGGAACUGCCACACGCAAGGCUGCAGGAACACCACGAGUGACCCAUCUUCGAUCAGGAGAGCUCGCUCGGCCUGUGCUAUCGCGACCAGGCUACCGUGACAACCAUGGUCAAACACUCUCUACUCCCGUUCCUGUCGUUGAUCCUCCAGUCUCACCACCUGCGGCCCACGAGAUUGAGGAUUCUCCGACAGCGGUCGCAGUGUUCAGCGAAACACCGAGAAGUCUAGGAUCUCCAGGACCUCCAGAUGAGCGAGGGAUUCGGGAGAUGAACUUUUCUACAGAACCUCAAUUCACCGUGAGGCACGCAGAUAGUGGAUGGAGACCCGCAAACAUACCAGAACCACAUUACGUUGAUGUACCGCCCGACUACGACGAGGCAAGGUAG
This is a messenger RNA of Marasmius oreades (fairy-ring Marasmius), 1233 nucleotides long. RefSeq lists its product as uncharacterized. The coding region runs from base 1 to 1233 and encodes 410 amino acids. The transcript has 6 exons. Lineage: Eukaryota; Fungi; Basidiomycota; Agaricomycetes; Agaricales; Marasmiaceae. The record is from RefSeq and is a predicted model, not a curated record.